UAUCUGCUGACUCUACCCUCACCAGCGGCUCCCACAACCACCAUAACCUCCCUGACACCACAACCAACUCCACCCACCACGACCACCAGAUGCCUUCACCACCCAACAGCCCUGACCCUGACCGCCAGUACCACCACCAGAAUAGCUACGACCACCAUAACUAUGAAAACUUUAGCUUCGACAACCACCAUCUCCACAGCAAUGACUGCUCGACCAUCAGUGACAGUCCAGAGCCCUAUUACAGCAACUUUCCCCCCAAUGACCUACACCAACAGCCAGUUUCCCACAAUAAAAGCCUGUACCCAAGCCUUGAACCCUUGACUCAACACUCCACUAACAUCCUUAUUCAUUACCACGAUAUAGAACGUCUACACCCAUCUCUUCCGCCUUCUUCCUCGUCUUCACUAUCUUCCAGUAGUCAGCCUAUUCCAAGACCCAGAAGUUCCAUCAUAUCUUCUGUUCACAGUAGUGAGUCGUCAACCCACAUUGUCCAGAAUUAUGGUCCCUCCACUAGUGUUUCUAAUUCUACCUCCACUGGCAGCCAGUAUAGCACUAACUCUUUGCAGAGAUCCGGAGCACGUCCUCAACAGCGUGGCUCUAGCUAUGGCCUGUCGAGGGGGAUAUCUCCUCCUCCACUUCCCUCUUCAUCUGUGACUACCUCCUCCUCUUCACCUGCUCCUUCCGGUUCUUCCUGCGGCACCAGUGCUACUCUCCCGCGGCCUACAGGUACCAGCCGGCCGCUCAUGAGAACCACUGGCUCCCAAACCAACAUCUUCCGCACUACAGCCUCGCAGACUAACCAGACUAACCCGGGUCACAAGGCUUCCUGCAAACCCCCCCAUUCCUCUUCCUCCAACAAAAAAGAAUCAGAUACAAGUCAAGGCAUCCAGACAACCAAUGGGACUAACCUGGCUCACUCUGCCCUACACUGGAGGGUCUAUAACUGGGAUGCCUACAGGGAAGAGGCAGAGUGGUCUAACUCACUAGGUCGUCCCGUCAAGAGAGCUGAAAGGGAACAAACAUCAACAGCGGUAAUGAGUGACACAAAUGGCUACAUCAACUCCUUUGACCAGGGAUCAGUCAAGAUCAACGGGUCCCACAAUGGUGGCUCAUACAUAGAUAGCAUGCACAUAAAUGGCAGUGGGAACAAGACAUGCCUCCCACUCAAUGGCUACUCUACAAAGGGCAGUGGGAUUAUUGGACCUCUGUCCAGUGAAUUUAUCCCAAUAACCAACAACAAGAUCAGCAGCCAGAUGAAUAAUGGAAAUAAAGGACAUCAGCUCAGCAGCUUCCAGAAUGGCCGCACAAAUACCUUUGACCAAGAAUACAUUAGUGGAUGUGUGUUGAAUGGUCAUAUGAAGGACAGUGGAAACAGCACUGGGAACUUCAGAACCUUUGGUAAUGGCCACCUAAAUGGUUUUUCAAAGGUUUCUCUCAAUGGUCAUGUGAAAGACCAUUCCAGUGACUGCUAUGAGGUGGAAAGUAGCAGCAGUAAUAACAGUAAGAAUGUAAUGUUCAAGUCUGAUAAAUCACUGUUGAGGAACAACAAAAAUGUUGAUACAAAGGUUAGUGGAAACAGUGAGAGCGAUAACAGUGGCAGUGAUGUAGCAAAUGGUAAAGCCAAGAAAGGUGAAGCAGGUGAUGAAAUUAGCACUGAACUGUGAUAGUUGUAUGUUGUUCUGUGUGUAUAUAGAGUUUAUAUUUUGUUACUGAUUUUAUGAGCUGUAAAUGCCUUGUUGUAAGUGCCAAAUGUUGAAUUGAAAUUUGAGAGUUAAUUUAACAUAGAUAAGGAUGAUAGCAUUAAAAAAAAACAUUUCUACAAAGUAAUGUAAUGUACGUACAUAGAUCUUUUAGUUGGGGAUGUACAGUAGGCAACUUGUAAAUAUGGUAAACUCAAGUAAAGAUUAAAGUUAAGAUUUGGUCAGGUAAGGU
Messenger RNA from Penaeus monodon (black tiger shrimp), 1932 nucleotides. RefSeq names its product hyphally regulated cell wall protein 3-like. The transcript has 2 exons. The record is from RefSeq and is a predicted model, not a curated record. Bases 90 to 1664 code for a protein of 524 amino acids. NCBI's taxonomy places the organism in Eukaryota, Metazoa, Arthropoda, Malacostraca, Decapoda, Penaeidae.